Molecule: messenger RNA, 765 nt
Organism: Miscanthus lutarioriparius
Lineage: Eukaryota; Viridiplantae; Streptophyta; Magnoliopsida; Poales; Poaceae
Source: the annotation of a GenBank genome assembly
AUGGGGCGGGACGAGAGGUUCCCGGUGUGGGAGGCCGCGCUCGGCGCCGGGGUCGCCGCCGCCUUCGCCGCUGGGCUCGUCGGGGUCUACCUUUCCAUGCCGGACUCCGACUACAGCUUCCUCAAGUUGCCACGUAAUCUCGAGGAACUCCAAAUCCUCACUGGCCAUCUUGAGAACUAUACUAGUGAUUACACCCUACAGGUGUUAGUAGGUUAUUGCGUUGUGUACAUCUUCAUGCAGACCUUCAUGAUCCCAGGGACAAUAUUCAUGUCUCUGCUUGCUGGUGCUCUAUUUGGGCAACUCCGGGGCUUGGCCCUGGUGGUCUUUGCUGCCACUGCUGGUGCUUCUUCAUGCUAUUUCCUGUCGAAGAUGAUUGGGAAGCCACUGGUGUUCACACUGUGGCCAGAUAAGCUCAGUUUCUUCCAGAGACAGGUUGCUAAAAGAAGAGAGAAGCUGUUGAAUUACAUGCUUUUCCUCAGGGUGACCCCAACAUUGCCAAAUACCUUCAUCAACUUAGCUUCACCCAUAGUAGAUGUCCCCUACCAUACAUUCUUACUGGGAACUCUCAUUGGUCUUAUCCCAGCUGCUUAUGUGACUGUCAGGGCUGGAAUUGCUCUCGGAGAGUUAACUUCGCUGAGUGACCUUUACGACACCCAGUCGAUAGCACUGCUAUUCCUGAUCGGUGUUGUUUCAGUCACACCAGCAUUGUUGGGCAAGGACAAGGCACAAGAAAAACCAUCAGAAAUGGCGGUAGGCACGUCAUGA